Molecule: messenger RNA, 4072 nt
Organism: Toxotes jaculatrix (banded archerfish)
Lineage: Eukaryota; Metazoa; Chordata; Actinopteri; Toxotidae
Product: E3 ubiquitin-protein ligase AMFR-like
Exons: 14
Coding region: 238-2106 (622 amino acids)
Biological process (GO): ubiquitin-dependent protein catabolic process; protein K48-linked ubiquitination; endoplasmic reticulum unfolded protein response
Cellular component (GO): endoplasmic reticulum; ubiquitin ligase complex; cytosol
Molecular function (GO): ubiquitin binding; ubiquitin protein ligase activity
Source: RefSeq, a predicted model, not a curated record
UUACAGUGCGCAGCUAAGAAAGCCUCCCCUCAGCCAGCUGCCUGCUCGGUGUAAUAAACAUGACGAUGUUGUCAGCCACGGUGUUCCCAGCGUAGCAGCACUAAAAGUACAGCACUGCACACAGCAAGAGACGUUGGAUAUUGUCUUUAACUAAGUUCGCGACCAACUGUUGUUGGAGCUCUUUGAUCGCGACAAACACCAUUCUAUCAAGUUGAGAAGUGGACCGUAAACACUGCAAUGCCUCUGCUGUUUUUGGAGAGGUUUCCAUGGCCCAGCCUGCAGACCUACACAGUACUGAGUGUGGCUUUGCUUGCUGGUAGCAUCUUUAGUGCCUACACCACUGUGACUGAUCCAGGCUUUGGGGUCUUGGAAAGUGAUGAAACUCCAGCUCCCUCUGAAGUGGAUCUUGAACAUCUAAAUAAUGAAAUUAGUAACACAGAAUUGGCAACCACUGUCCUGUGGUAUCUGGUUACUGACAGUCUCUUUGUAUGGGUGUUAGUCAACACAUUCUGCUGCUCUUUGAUGCUGAUAGCAAAAAUGAUUCAGUAUGUGGUGUUCGGCCCUCUUAGAGUCAGUGAGAAGCAGCACCUGAAAGAUAAGUUCUGGAACUUCAUCUUCUACAAGUUUAUUUUCAUCUUUGGGGUAUUGAACGUGCAGACAGUGGAGGAGGUGGUUAUGUGGUGUUUGUGGUUCUCGGCCCUGGUUUUUCUCCACCUCAUGGUCCAGCUCUGCAAAGACAGAUUUGAAUAUCUGUCAUUCUCCCCCUCAACUCCCAUGAACAGCCAUGUGCGAGUGCUUUGUCUGUUGGUCUCCCUUCUGUUGGACUGCUGUGGCCUGGCUGUGGUGUGUGGUCUGCUGGGAGCUUCCCAUGGCAUGCACACCCUCUCCUUUAUGGCAGCAGAGUGUCUGCUGGUGACUGUACGCACUGGGCAUGUCAUCAUGCGGUACUCCAUUCAUCUGUGGGACCUAAACCAUCCAGGGACUUGGGAGAGUAAGGGAACAUAUGUCUACUACACAGACUUCAUCAUGGAGCUAGCUAUGUUGUUUCUGGACCUCAUGCACCAUAUCCAUAUGUUGCUUUUUGGUAACAUCUGGCUGUCCAUGGCAAGCCUGGUUAUCUUCAUGCAGCUGCGUUAUCUCUUCCACGAGGUCCAGCGUCGCGUCCGACGACACAAGAACUACCUUCGUGUCAUCAACAACAUGGAGGCCAGAUUUUCUGUUGCUACUGCGGAGGAGUUGGCAGCUAAUGAUGAUGAUUGUGCCAUCUGCUGGGAUACUAUGUCGACAGCACGCAAACUACCCUGUGGCCAUCUCUUCCACAACUCUUGUUUGCGCUCAUGGCUCGAGCAGGACACCUCUUGUCCAACAUGUCGGACAUCCCUUAACAUUAAUGGGGAUGGGGGCCAGGCGAGAGGCCAGCAGCAGGGCGGAGGCUUGGAGGACAACAUCGGCCCUGUAGGAGCGGCUCCAGAUGCCAGACCACAUAUCAACCAACACAACCACUUCUUCCACUUCGAUGGAUCUCGCAUUGCCAGCUGGCUGCCCAGUUUUUCAGUGGAAGUAAUGCACACUACCAAUAUCUUGGGCAUUGCUCAGGCCAACAACUCCCAGCUCAUGGCCAUGGCCCAUCAGAUCCAGGAGAUGUUCCCUCAGGUGCCCUCCUACUUGGUAAUGCAGGACCUGCAGUUGACUCGCUCUGUGGAAGUCACUACUGACAACAUCCUGGAGGGGCGCAUCCAGGUUCCUUUCCCAGCACAGGCCAUAGAGAGCGCCCCUAUGCAGGUAAACUCUGCACCAGACGAGCAGGCAGGACCCAGUGCGGCAGCUGAGCAGGCCCUCAGUGAGUCAGACAACAUGGAGGUCAGAGGAGGUCGCUUCUCUAAGUCGGCUGAGGAGAGGCAGAAGAUGCUUAAGCAGAGGAAGGAAGAGAUGCUCCAGCAAGCACGCAGGAGAUACCUUAACAAAAGUCCAGAGGACCAGGACGAGGAUUUACCUGGACUGGAGGAGGACAGUUUCCCAGAGUUGGACCCAACUGUGCUGAGACGUAGAACCGUGGCGGCAGCUGCAGAGAGGCGUGUGCAAAACCAGCAAGACCCUUCACCCUGAUACAAAGAUUGGCUUCAGCUGAGGAGUCUACCACAUCAUCAUCCCAAGAGGCACCGACAGAGCUAUUUCAACCUUCCCCCAUUUGGUGUACAGUCAAUGGUCAUCAACUGUUCAAAACUAUAAUUAAAAAGCAUUGCAAACAUGGCCUUUGGACUGUUUUGGGCUGCGUAAAUAAGGUGGGACUAUUGUGAAUAGCCUCUGCAUCACUGAUUCAAGCCUGAGCAUUUGGAGCAUUAUAUAAAUUAAUGGGUGCAAGUCAAGAAAUGGAAAGUUGCAUUGCCCUUUAUUCUUGUGCCACACUUUGCAACCACCAGCUUCAAUAGAGAGUCAGUAUUUGCUAUGAUCGAGACUGGCUGUCAAGAAUGAGCAUGCAUCGCGUUCAGUAGAUUUUAUGAGAAGGGUUUGAAGGUGUCAUUAGAUAAAGCUAUUAUUUGGGUCCUUAUUUGUUUUCCUUUUAUCAGAUUUUUUUUCCACUUGUUUUUGGCUCAUGGCAGCAAGCUUCAUAUUCUGGAUGGAGAAACUCAUCUUGACGUAUUUGUGUGUUAUUUUAUGAGUUUCAACUGUGAAUUGAUUGUAGGCAAAAAUAACAUGUUUUUAUUUCUUACCUUGGAGUAAGAGAAUGUCACUUUAGUAUUGUUCAGCCUUUCUGUCAAAUAUGAAUGUUUCUAUCAAAGUAAUGCUGCAAGCAAAGUGUUUUUGACCCGCAUGGGUUGUUCUGUAUUUAGUGUGUAAUAUCACCCAUUGCAAACAAUUUGCAUUUUGUUAUUUAACAAGAGGGGGGAGUUGGCAUGUGAAUCUUUUGUUUUCUAAUACUGAUCCCUUGACAUGCGUAGGUAAUAAGAAAAAAAAGGGGUUGUAUUACAUUUUGUACAAAUACAAUGGGUGUCAUCUUCUCAGUCUUUCUUAAAUUUACCCACUGCUGUUGAGCUGUGGAAACUUUUCAGUUGAGUAUGGGGUUAUUGGACAUCAGCGUCUACCAUUUUUUAAAGGUAUGUAGAAACGGCUAUACUGCAGCAGCUGGACUCACUGCACUGUACUUUGAGGAUGUUGUCAGCAGUCUUCAUCAGUUCUAUAUGUGAAGUUCUUUUACUGCCACUGGUAGAAAUGGUGAAGCCUAUUGGAUGAGAAGCAAAACAUUGUCAAAACUUAACGGCAAAUCCAGCUGCGUUUAAUACCUCUAAAAAUUAUAUGACCUGAAUGACUGAGACAUUUUUUGAGUGUUUUUUUAUUUGUGCAGCCUUUAUCUACUCACAUUGAGGAGUGCUAAUUGAAAAGUCAUCCCAGCAGGGAAGAUAAUCAUCCUCUGCUAAAAGAUGUUAUUACGAAAAUGUACAGCAUCGUACAGCGUGGACUGAGCCCUUGAAGCUUUUUGAGUAUUGUCAAAUUUCACUGAAUCUGUAGCUGGUUGAGACAUAUCAACGGACACAAAGACGGAGACUGUGUGUAUUAUAAGUGUUUGGUUUCUAUGAUUACUGUGCCAGGGCAGUUUGGGGUGAGAUAUGCAUGAAUCUAGACAAGAGCUUUUGUUUCCUUCCACUUUAUCCCAAAGAGCAGCCCACAAACUUCCACUAAAAGCUGAAGUGGUGUGAUCUUAAUUGUGUGUUUAUUUUGUUGCUCAAAUUCUGUUUGGGGGUGUUGUAAGAACACAAUAUCGGGUUUAUAUCUCAAAUUUCGGUUAGUCAAAAUGAAAAAAAAAAAAAAUUGAACAGUUUUGUUUUCAUUUUUAGUUUCACAUUCAGUUACUUAACUUUUAAUAUCCAUGAUAUAUUUUCCUAUUCAUGGGUUAUCUUUCAUAACCAUUGCUUAUUUAAUCAAAGCUGAAAUACUUUUGGACUGAGCUUUCCUGUAUUUUUGUGCCUAAAUUUAGAGCGGUUCAGUUAUGGAUAAUUUCUGUAAAUCUAGUUUUUGUAAAAUAUGUUAAUACAAAAUAUUCAAUAAAUAGAGCUUCUACAGCUUUUUAACAAAA